AUGGCUAGAGGGUUAGAUCGUUUGAAGUUGGAUCCGAAUAAAGAUGCGUUAGUAAGCAAGUCCAAAGACAAACUGUCACACAUGCUUGGUGGUGGAGAGGGUGACAAGCAGGAGAUGGAGAAAAGACGAACAAUAGACCUCGGAUGCCCCACAAGGUACAAAUAG
Molecule: messenger RNA, 165 nt
Organism: Sphenostylis stenocarpa
Lineage: Eukaryota; Viridiplantae; Streptophyta; Magnoliopsida; Fabales; Fabaceae
Source: the annotation of a GenBank genome assembly